Molecule: messenger RNA, 672 nt
Organism: Paraglomus brasilianum
Lineage: Eukaryota; Fungi; Glomeromycota; Glomeromycetes; Paraglomerales; Paraglomeraceae
Source: the annotation of a GenBank genome assembly
AUGGGAGGACAAACAUUAGCCUUUUUAGCCCCUUACGACUAUUAUGCUAAUAAAUCCGUUCAGUAUGUUUCAUUUAGUAAAUUAGAUGGUAAUAAAGGAUUAAACGAAGAAGUUCCCAAAGAGCAACCUGAAAAUGAAGAAAGCACCAGAAGAAAAUACAAAAAUCCUUCCAAAGGAGGAAAUAAAAACAAGCCCUUGUUUACUCCUGAUUUAUUAUAUGCUAAUACAGUUGAUUUAAAAUAUGAUUUCUUGGAAUUUGCUAAUCGUUAUUGUAGUCCUUCCCUAGUUUUUCGUUUUCAAUAUUCGAAUGAUUUAUUAAAUAACCUUCAUAAUUGUAAUAAUAAGAGCCAUGAAUUAAGUUUAGAUUUGAAAUUUAAUAGUUUGGGAGUAUUAAUUAACAAACCUGGCUCUUAUCAAGGAAAUUUAAAGUUAAGGAACGACACCACCGAUGGAUUUAUUAGUGAAGUAUUUCAAAAAGAAGUAUUUUUUUAUGAAGAAAUAGAAAAAGAUUUGACUAAUCCCCAAUUAAGAUUAGCAGCCUCUGUUAAUCAUGUAGUUUAUCCGAUUUCGGAUGCUUCGAUUGCUGUCGGGGAUGAAAAAAUAGAAAGUCAAACCUUUACUCACCAAAUUCCUUAUCAGGCUGAUAAAAGAGAGUAUUCUCAUGCUACCUGA